GGUUGCGCAUUCCUCCAACAAGCGGCCAUCAUGUUGAUAAUUCCCGUGCUGGCGCAGGAAAUUCUCCGUCCUUUGAGCGCCAUGUCAGAUCCCGAGUCGGCGGAGGGCGAGCAGCAAGCGAACCACCAGCGGUCCGGAGAGGACGCGGAGGAGCGGGCAGCUGCCGAGGCGGCUACCAAGAUCCAGGCCACCUUCCGCGCCUACAAGGUGCGCAAGGAGGUGCGCCUCGGGGGAAGCAGCGCAGGAGGGAGUGAGGCGAACCUCUCGCCGACUCGCACCGACCCAACCAUGAAGGAGCCCGAAGAGGAAAACCUGGCCGACAUCGACCUGACCGACCCGAGCCUAAACCAGGCGGCAAGUAAGAUCCAGGCCACGUUCCGGGGUCACAAGGUUCGCAAGAGCCCGCUGCACCAACCCAAGGAACACGGGGACCAGCAGCAGCAGCAGGAAGGGAAAGCCGGAGACCAGGCGGACGACGACGCCAGCAAGGAACUGCCCGACGAGCUUGAGGACAUGGACCUGAACGACCCCGAUCUGGCGAAGGCAGCUGUCAAGAUACAAGCCACGUUCCGAGGCUACAAGACGCGCGCAAAGCCAGAAUGACCACAGACAGGUUGAAGACCAUCGUGAAGACUUCGAGGAAGCCUGCCCAUACAUGAAUUAUUUAUGACAUAGCAUGCGACUCUACAAUGUUCGACUUCAUCUAACUCCGAUGCACGCAACAGAGGCAACGUGGAAGAAGCUGGCCACCAAAAGAAACUUUUCUGGCAACCCUGGUCACACUGCACAUCCCACAUUCCCCAAGACGCUUCGUAUUUCAAAUCUUCACCGGUGCUUCGGUAACCCCAAUGCAUUCAAAUUUCAUAUAAGCAGUUACACUAAUGUAGAAAUUACAGUCCAUCGCCAGCUCGCGUGCAAACGCUUCGGGAAAAUAGAUAUAGUUGAAUGCGCAGGUGGAGUUAUCGCUCCAUAUUUCUCUACAGUCGGUUGUUGUCUAAGCGUUUUGUAUGAGCACGUGUUACCUGGCCUCUAGCAGGCGCCUACGCACUUGCAAAAUUCUGAAGCUCUUUUUAUGUCGUAUUCCCUUUCCCUCAGAGCAGGAUAGCAAACAGCACGCGCGUCUGGUUACCCUCCCCCCUGCCUUUCCUGUUCCUCGUUUCUCUCUCUCUCUCUAAAGCUCAAGACUGCAUUCGAACCUGUAUUUCAGACGCGAGUUACGUGCCCGUGCACAUGCACAAUGUUAUCUGAAAAUUUUUCGUCGAGCCUUUCGCGUGCCGACAAACGUUCCACUCUUCGGCUUCGUCGAAUGAUGCGGUCAUUGCGUUAUAACAAAUCCACCGUAUAAUCAGCCGCUUACCUCAGCGGUCACUGGAAAGCGGAGGAGUGUAAGAAUAGGUUCGAGACGCUUAUUAGGUAGCAUGCGGGACUGCAGGUUUGCCACCCGCAAGCAACAUCUCGUGCAGAGAAUUGCUUCUCUCAAUUGCAUCCAAGAUAUUCAACACGCUGUAAUGAAGAAAUGCUUCGCAGGCAAUGAGUAAUAAUAAGAACUACCCAAUAAACGUAUUCGAGAUGCUUCGCACGCAAGCCUAGAUUGCAUGGCGCCCUCAAACUAAUUCUCGUCUAAGGAAUAUUAGGGGAGCAUGGCACACGACACCAAAAUCUGCAGCAUAAUAAGAAAAAAAGUGUUUGCGAGGAGUGUAGUGCUCGAUUUCUUAGAUACUCGCCGCACGUUCAAGCUGAAAAUCUCGCAUGUCAUGGUAAUGACAUCAGUGGUAUGGCUAAUUUGCUUCCAUUGCACGGAGCUGAAGGCGAGCGUGAGGUCGAGAUGCGAUCCUGAGCGCGGUUUUCUGUACUUGCAGUUAAAACAACAACAAAAAAUCUUUCAAAGGACAUUUGCAACUAAAACUACCGAAAACAAAGGCUAGGACGGAGUAAGAAAUUAUGCGAAGGCAAGGGUAUGAAGAACUGAGCCAGUGAGCUCCCUGUGGAAGAAGCAUAUCAUUCUCGGCUUACUAUAGCUAAACGUGCACGUCUAUGAUUUACUAAUGGCCAGCUCCUAUUCAAGCAGUCAUUUAAAACAAGGACAGAGCAACUUGCUCGACACAACCGACAAAGUUAGGCAUAUCUGCACUGACAUAAUAGCCAGGAAACCACCUGGAAUGCAACCAAAAUAGCGCUGAAGGUCUGGAACAGAAAUUAUUUUCCUCUCUAAUAAUCUUGGCUCCUAAGACAUUUCAGGCAUCCGCGUAAGGCUUUAGAAUUAUAAUGAUAUAAAUCUUAAUCAAUUAAGACACAAUUCAUUUACAGCAUUGUUAUCCUUCUGCAGAAGACCUAAGAACUCCACUGUGAGCCCUGCCUCCCCCUCCUCCCCCCCAUUCACAUUCAGAAUAUAUUAGCAUCAUUAUAACGUGUCCUCUGCGGUAAGAAUUAAAAGAGACAAGGCACUAACACAUUUGUGGUCCAGUUACACAAAAUAUGACUCACAGUUCAAAACUUAAUCUUCAUAGACAAUGCCAAGAGCCUGUAGCCAAGACAAUGUUUUAAAGGCUGAAUCAUCAUAUUUAGCAGAACUCCGAUUACUCUAAUCUGCACGCAGCCAUUUUACUUCCACAACUGUAAACAUGCUAUGUGUCUGCGUAACUGUGUCACAGUGUCACAGAUUUGUUACUACUUAAAUUCUGUUCAAUUUUAUGUAGCAUAAAACCACGAAAGCACAAAACAAACAAAAAUUAACACGACUCGGCUACAAUACAUCUCUAAGCGAAUUUUGAAAUAUUUUUCUUCCAAUGUCAACAUUUUCCCAUCGGACAAAUAAUGUGCAUCACAAAUGCACUGCGAAGAAACGCCUGCGAUAACAUAUACAGUAAGUAUUCAAUCACAGUGCUAUUAGGAACCUGUACUUCACUCGCCAACCUUACUGCCUUUGCCUUUGGAAAGCAGCUCGCGACUUGAAUGCUUUGGUGUUGCUUGUGAAGCCUGCAUGCACUUGUUCAAACAUGCUUGAGAACAUCGCUGUGAUGUUUGAAAGUCGAUAUCAAAGGGAAGUGUAAUAGCCAUAGGCGUGCGCAGGGUUCCCCAUCAGGGAGGGGCAAAGGUUCACCGCAGCGCCCCCCCCCACCCUACUAAGUCAAUGUAGGGGUCAGGUUUUGCGCCCCCUCCCUCUUAGGUGAUUAGGAGGGGGCGGCCCCUGUGCGCACGCCUAUGGUAAUAGCUGAAUGAGUUGGGCAGGCGGGCGCUGUUAACUGACUGGUUGGUUGUAGCCUUUGUAGGGAUGCAGGCAUUUGCUCUGCCUUGGCUCGUUUUCGCUUUAUUUCUCCGAUGCCUCACAUUCACAUUGGACCAGUGUUCGGAAAAGAACCUCAACACCUGGGGUGACGUGUUACAGGGAGUAGAACAUUUGAAUAUGUGUGUGGCUACAGUGAAGAUGAUAUAUGUGCUACGUACGAUAAAAGAAGGAAGAUAUGUCUUCAUUCUCUAAUAAAAGUAUUAUUAUCAACA
Molecule: messenger RNA, 3498 nt
Organism: Rhipicephalus sanguineus (brown dog tick)
Lineage: Eukaryota; Metazoa; Arthropoda; Arachnida; Ixodida; Ixodidae
Exons: 5
Coding region: 31-603 (190 amino acids)
Molecular function (GO): calmodulin binding
Source: RefSeq, a predicted model, not a curated record